AUGUUAAUGCCUGAUGGGAAAACUUUAUUUGAACAUAAAUUAAUUGCUUAUAGAAAAUUAUUAAAUUCUUUUUCAAAUUUUGGCGGUUUUUUGUUUAUUACUUCAGCAGAUGUUUUGGAAUAUUUCCCAAAUGAUUUUUGUAUUUCAAAUAUUCCAAAAGAAAUUUCUUUAUUUUUGAUAGCACAUCAAUCAAAUUUAGAUGUUGCUACACAACACGGAGUUUAUGUUUUGAAAGAAAAAGAAGUUUAUAUUGUUUUACAAAAACCAAGUAUUGAACAAUUAAAGAAAGUUUGUGGAGCUAUUUUGGAACCAAAUGAAUUUAGUCCUUUUGAGACGGUAUUAACUGACAGUUGCUAUAUUAUUGGCCCGGAAUUAGUUGAAAAUUUGAUUAAAAAUAGAAAAGAGAAUGGUAAAUUUUUAAAUAAAAGUUUGCGUAAUGAAGAAAAGAAUAUUUUUAAUAAAAUAAAUCCACAAAUUAUCUCUUUGGGAAUUAAUUCAUUCUUUCAUUUUGGAACUGUUGGAGAAUUACUUGAACAUUUUUUUGAUGAGAAUAGUGCUUUUAGAAAGAAAUUUUUGCCCAAUAUUGGGGAAAUUGGAAAUUUGGCUAAUUGCAUAAUAGAAAAACCAGAAAAUAUUUCUCAAAAAAGUUUUCUUGAAUGGUGUAGAAUAAAUACAAAUUGUACUAUAGAAGAUAAUUGUAUUUUAAGUGGUGUUGUUUAUGAAGAACAAACUCCAAUUUAUAUAAAGUCUGGUAUGUGUAUUUGUACAUUUCCAAUUGGUGAAGAAGAAGAGGAAGGAAAAGGAGAAUCAAAUUAUGUUACGGUUAUUUUUCAUAUAGAGGAUGAUUUAAAAAGAAAAACAUCAAAAGAAGAAAAUCUUAAAUGGUUUGGACAUUCUAUUAAAUCGUUAAAAGAAGAGGAGGAUUCUCUUUGGAAUUGCCCACUUUUCUCUUUUUAUCCAACAGCUUCUAAAUCUUUUUUAAAAACAAUUGAAAGAAUAAAUUUUGGAUUAAAGUUAGAAUUUAUUUUUAAUUAA
This is a messenger RNA of Meloidogyne enterolobii, 1035 nucleotides long. NCBI's taxonomy places the organism in Eukaryota, Metazoa, Nematoda, Chromadorea, Rhabditida, Meloidogynidae. The record is from the annotation of a GenBank genome assembly.